AUGUCUGAUGUUGCAGCCACUUCCUUUCUAAAACUGACUUCAUCACUAAAACAGUUGAGUCUCUCUGUUCAUCUUCCUAAGACAAACUGGAGUAGUGCCCUUGUGUCGUUGUACCUUCCCUAUUGUGGUGGUUUCAAAGGAUCAAUUCCACCAUCGUUUGGAAAUCUCACUCAAAUCGUUUCCGUAGAUUUAUCUGGAAAUCGGCUUCGAGGAUGGAUUCCAGAUGUUUUUGGGAACCUUACCAGAUUAACUUCCUUGAGAAUUUCUCGCUGUAAUUUGAGUGGUCCACUUCCAUUAGCCAUGUUCAACCUCCCAAAAAUUACCACUCUGGAUUUGUCACAUAAUCACUUGGAAGCUCCCUUUCCAAAUCAUGACAGUGAUUGGCUGUUUAAUCUCCCAUCUCUGCUAGAUUUAGACCUCAAUCAUAACAAACUAGCCGGUCCCAUAGAUCGAAUUCAGAUGCCUAGUUCUCUCCAACGUAUCAAUUUAAGUUCUAAUGACUUUCAUGGUCCACUACCGCAUUCUAUUUUUGAUCUUGUCAACCUUAGUAAACUUUAUUUGUCAUCAAACAACUUGAGUGGCGUCAUCGAGUCGGGUAUGCUUUCGAAACUCUUGAGUCUUGAAGUUCUUGAUCUUUCGAAUAAUAGUUUACUAUCAUUAAGCACAAGGGGCAAUGAUGUGAACUGUUCCUUCCCUCGGCUCGAAAUAGUGUCAUUCUCUUCUUGUGGCCUAAGACAGUUCCCGAAUUUCUUUCGAACCUCGAAGUUGAAGUCUUUAGAUCUUUCCUAUAACAUGAUUUCUGGUGGAAUUUCCAAAUGGGAAGCUCAAGGGUGGGAAGAAUUGCAAGUGUUGAACAUUUCCCAUAACUCUCUGACCACACUGGAGCAAGUUCCAGGAAAGAGAUUGGCAUCUCUCGACCUUCGUUCCAACUUGCUUGAAGGGCCAAUUCUCUCAACUUGGUUGGAUCUUCAAAUACCAGAUCCACUGUGGUUUCGUGUGUUAUUAAUUUCAAAGAAUAAAUUGGCAGGAAACAUUCCUUCUUCCAUUUGCAGUUGGACUUCACUUUUUAUUCUGGACUUGUCUAGAAAUAGCUUGAAUGGAACCAUUCCUGAAUGUCUCGGAAGCUUCAUUUCUAUCGAGUUAAUGAAUUUGCAGAUGAACAACUUGUCUGGCAAGAUCCCUGAUUCUUUUGUGAGUACUGUAUUGACCUAUCUUCUCCUCAAUGACAAUCGAUUGGAAGGAGUAGUACCACCAUCUUUGUCUAAUUCUACUUCAUUGGAGAUUUUAGAUUUAGGAAACAAGAAGUUAACUGAUACGUUUCCCCAUUGGUUAGCUUCACUCCCAAGUCUGCAAAUUCUUAUCCUGAGACAUAAUAGAUUUCAUGGAUCACUGCCUCAUUCUGCAGCUUCGACUAACUUCUCCGCAUUACGAAUGGUUGAUCUCUCUGGAAAUGAGUUCACCGGCAUCUUGCCCUUGAAACUCUUUGGAAAUCUGAGAGCAAUGAUAGAUAAACCUGAACACAGACUUUCAAACAUCUUAUAUGCUGGUAUUGAAGUUUAUGCUGUUGAUAUUCAGGAUUACCACACUUCUGUGAAAGUAACAACGAAAAGACGGUAG
Hibiscus syriacus is the source of this 1617-nucleotide messenger RNA. Its product is annotated as receptor-like protein 33. The record is from RefSeq and is a predicted model, not a curated record. NCBI's taxonomy places the organism in Eukaryota, Viridiplantae, Streptophyta, Magnoliopsida, Malvales, Malvaceae. Gene Ontology annotation, molecular function: protein binding. The coding region runs from base 1 to 1617 and encodes 538 amino acids. The transcript has 2 exons.